Clonostachys byssicola is the source of this 294-nucleotide messenger RNA. Lineage: Eukaryota; Fungi; Ascomycota; Sordariomycetes; Hypocreales; Bionectriaceae. The record is from the annotation of a GenBank genome assembly.
AUGGCCCGCCGUGUGCCUCAGCUCUUCAUCGUCCAAGAUGAUGACUUUGAUGGCUUGACGGACGAUGACGGUGAGAACUCGUCAUUGAUCUCAGCCGGUGGAUACCUCGCUGACAGAGCGAGGAUCCAAUUUCACCGCACCCAAGACCCAGAAUGUCACAUGUGCCCAGAGAUCGAGGCUUGUCAGGGACGAUUCGGAGAACUCAACCCAACCUUUUCGAGUGCUCUAACCUCGUCAUCAAUAACGAAGACAAGCGGCCGUCUCUUCAUGUUCGUCUUCGAGGUCGAGUGGUAG